Molecule: messenger RNA, 1599 nt
Organism: Trypanosoma conorhini
Lineage: Eukaryota; Euglenozoa; Kinetoplastea; Trypanosomatida; Trypanosomatidae
Exons: 1
Coding region: 1-1599 (532 amino acids)
Source: RefSeq, a predicted model, not a curated record
AUGGCGUACGCCCUUCAGCCGUCGUCGUAUGACGUAGAGGAACCGUCGUCGUUGAAUGUCAUCCCAAAGGUACGAAAAUCGCCGAAUCGGGCGGCGUACGCCCCGCACGACGCUUCCUACCGCCCGCAGCUCACCCUGGAUCAGGUCGUUGGAGCGGAAGCGACGCCCCAACCAGCGCCCUUGCGGAGGGCGACGCAGCAGCCACCGCACAACAACACCGUUUCCCAAGUCACGGUUGGGUGCAGCGGAAUAAACAUGGGCGCUGGGGUGCUUGAUCAGCAACGGCAUUCACAGCCCUUACUCCGUAUUGGGGUUACUCCGGAAGACACCGAAAAAAUGCGGGAUAGAAUGUUUGCUUCUAAUAGCAACUCUCAGUACGCCCAACCCGAUGCGAGGCACUGCCUCGUUCAUCCCCCAGCAAGCGUUUCAGGCACCAAAAUCUGGACAAAUAGACCAUAUCUUAGUGUGACGCUGGCACCGCAACUUGGCGACGCAUCGGAGCGAAACUCCAGCGGGAGUUCGCUUGACAGAGCUGGCCCCAUUUCAGACCAUGGAGUCGUCCGAGAAAGCAGCGGAAUUCAAACGCCACAACAGCAGUCAGACUUGACGACACCGCCGGUGCCACAAUAUGUACGGCAAUCGCCUGUUGAAAAUACGCACCCCAAAUAUGCGAAGUGCCCCCCACGGGCACUGGCUCCAAACGUGAAUUCUUUCUACGGUGCAGAGCAAACAGGACAGGUACCGAAUGGAGUAGUAGGAGGGGGAGGGGGAGGCUGGUGCUGCAGGGCUCCAGAACCUCAAGUGUACGGUGGCAAUUUUCCUGGCCCAGGAUAUAAUUCCCCAUCACCGCAUCCAUCGUAUCAGCAGCCGUAUCAGAAUCGUUACCCGCAACAACAACAACUACAACGACAACCACAACGGCAGCAGCAGCAACUACCUCCUUCUUCCUACUGUAAUCCUCAACAAGACCCUCAAGGUUGGCGCAUGGGGAAUGACCCCCGGUAUGGCCACAACGAACCCAACGGCUUUGUUCUGCCGCCCAACGUUCCUAACUAUCCUGGGGGCGGUGGUAGCAACAUGCCGAUGAUGCAGCCGUAUAACAACAACUCGCAAUUCCCUACACCACCGCCAUCUAUGCAGCAAUGGUCCAAUGGACCGGUUCAAACUCUGAUGAGCGGUAUGGCACCGAUGGAGUCCGGGUCGCAGCGAACACCCUCGUCUUAUUCGAUGAGCACCAAUGAUGCUCUUGCGCGUUGUCCACCGCCAGUACACGUAGCCAGAGUUGGUGUUACUUCAAACUUAUCACAAACUUCAGGCGCAAAAUAUGGCGGGAUGUCAGCCAAUUGGCGAGCAAAUUCACGAUACUCCAAUACUUCACAGCAGCAGUCACAACAGCACCCGGUGCCAUCAGAUUACCGGUUUGAUAUGGGCAGCGGUUCUCCAGGGCCUUACCCGCAUCCAGCGUCACUAGGGCUUCGCCUAGACCAACCGGACAAUUUAGGUAAUGAUCACUUCUACAGUCAACCUCCAAUGAAUCAUGAAUUUGCCUCACAUUCUACGGCACAAAAUGCGACAAAUUAUCCACAGCAGCCCGGAUGA